Molecule: messenger RNA, 2301 nt
Organism: Saccharomycodes ludwigii
Lineage: Eukaryota; Fungi; Ascomycota; Saccharomycetes; Saccharomycodales; Saccharomycodaceae
Gene: MPS3
Product: Mps3p
Exons: 1
Coding region: 1-2301 (766 amino acids)
Biological process (GO): nuclear envelope organization
Cellular component (GO): nuclear envelope; meiotic nuclear membrane microtubule tethering complex
Molecular function (GO): protein-membrane adaptor activity
Source: RefSeq, a predicted model, not a curated record
AUGAAUCAAAGUAAUCAUAAUAAUAAUAAUACCAAUGUUAUUAGUGAUAAUACCAGUUUUAUAAACAAAAAAAAGUCACGAAAUAUGAAAAAAAAUAAUUUGAAUACCAAUAUACUUACAACUCCUGAUUUAAAAUAUACAGGAGACUUAGAUAAAGGAAUUUCCGUUAAUAAUAAUAGUAGCAAUGGUAAUAAAUCAAAACCCAUAUUAUUAUCAAUAGGUGAGAAAAAAUAUAACAGUAAUAAGAAAACAAUUAUGUCUUCAGGUUCUGCUGUUUAUAAUAAGUCUGUGAAUGAAGCUUAUGAAUUCAUUUUGCAAAACAGACUUGUUAAUGACCAAAAACAACCAUCUAGCAAUGAUCAUAAUCAUAAAGGGGUUCUUCUGUCAGAUGACUAUGAACAGGAUGAUUACACUACCCACACGUCUAAUAUAGGUGAUCAUUAUGUAGACUAUGAAAAUUACUAUUACCAAAAAUUUAAAGAAAGUUUGGCAAAUGACAAGAAUAAUAACCGGAAUGAUGAAAACAGUAUACCCUCAUUAGAUGAGGAUCAAAAACAUGAAGAAUAUGAUGAUGAUGAUGAUGAUGAUGAUGAUGAUGAUGAUGAUGAUUACAAUGAGGAAGCAAAUGAAAGUUUUAUUGAUGAUGAAACAAAUCAGAGUUUUACUGAGGAAGAUUAUACCAGUGGAGAUGAGUUUGAAAAUGAAAAAUAUGAUUAUGAUAAUAAUGAAACAACUUUUAUUGAUAGAAAUAUUAAAAGUUCUUCUAAUGCACAUAACUCUUAUUCAUAUAAUCAUAAUAAUAGUAAUAAUAAACCAAGGACUAAAUUGAAAUUACGUUGGGGUAGAAUAUUGACGCUUUUAUUUCUACUCUCAUUUUUUUUUAUAAAAACAUUUUUCUAUGAUUUUGUGAACCAUCAUCCUAAUGCAGACACAUUAGCCGAUAACUCACAUUCACAUGGUGAGAUUAGUAAAUUACAAAAGCAAUUUGCUGAAUUAUACAAUGAAACCAGUAAUUUUAAAAAUGUGUUUAAAAAUUUGGAAAAUACACUUCAAAAAUAUAUUUAUGGGAAAGAUUAUAGUAUAAAUACCAACGGCAUCAUACGCAAUGACUCAGCCUUAUAUAAGGUUUGGGAAGAUCGAUUUUUUGAUAAUUUGAAGUUAUAUCUACCUAAAGAAAUACCUGUUGUCAUUAAAAAUGGUAAUAUUAGUAACUUUACACCUGCUAUUCGUAAUGAUAGUAACACUACAGCCUCUUUAGUGAUGAUACCAGAAUUUUCGACUUAUUUACAAAAAAUAUUUCAAAAUGGCACCACCAAUAACAUAACUAGCAAGCUUAAGUUAUCGGAUGAGUUGAAAUAUGAUUUGAAUAAUUAUGUUAAGGAAAUAUUAUUAAAAGAGUUUCAGUUUGUUGAUAAACAAUUUUUUAUAUCGUAUAUUAAACAAAAUUAUGAAAGCCUAAAAAAUGAACUUCUUUCUAAACAACGGGAAGUUAGUACUACUGCUAAUACUUUUGAUAACAAGGAGUUACAGAUAUUUGUUGAAAGAUUAGUUUAUAGAAUCUUGAAAAAAAGUACUGCAUAUACAAACAACGAUAUUACCAAAGAUAACGAGGUGAAUUAUGCCUCGUAUUUAACAGGCACAAAAAUUUUAAAUCAUUUGUGUUCUAAAACUUUCCAAGAUGUAAUUGUAAAGGGAAUCUGGGGUAAUGGAAUAACGCCUAUAGAGUUAUUGAGUUUAUCUAGUGACACAUACUGGAUGUGUGAAUCAAAAAAAAAUUGUCAAUGGUCUAUUAGAUUCAAACAGCCAAUAUAUUUAACCAAUGUGCUAUACCAGCAUGGUAGAUUUACCAAUAAUUUGGCUUUAAUGAAUUCAUGUCCUAAGUUAAUAACGAUGUAUGCAGAAAUAAUAACACCUACAACAAUAAGGACAAAAGAUGUUUUCAAUAAGAAUGCCUAUGUUGAAAAUAGUGGAGACUAUGAACAUCUCUAUAAUGACUAUAAAUAUAUCAAAGUUGGGUCAUUAGCAUAUGAUUUACACGGAGAAAAAUAUAAUGAUUUGAAACAGAAGAUAGCCUUGCCCAAAUGGUUUAUUAACUUAAAACCAUUAGUUAAAGCUCUAAGUUUUGUUGUGGAAGAUAAUUAUGGAAAUGAAUAUUAUACUUCAUUAAAUAAGUUUAUUGUUAAUGGUGUAACGCCGUAUGAUUUGGAGUUGAUGAAACAAAGUGCGACUAAUAAUAGACAGGGCACAGUUAACGUUAAUAGUAAUAUUCUUUCGUUUUAUGAUGAUGAGAGGGAAAUAUAA